Molecule: messenger RNA, 1837 nt
Organism: Myiozetetes cayanensis
Lineage: Eukaryota; Metazoa; Chordata; Aves; Passeriformes; Tyrannidae
Product: butyrophilin subfamily 3 member A2-like
Exons: 13
Coding region: 94-1707 (537 amino acids)
Molecular function (GO): protein binding
Source: RefSeq, a predicted model, not a curated record
UCUAACACAAUACAUAACAUAAUAUAUCAAAUAUAACCCUAAACUAUUAUAGAAUUCCCAUUUCUCUUUUUCCAGGUCCAACCCCUUUGGAGAAUGCAAAUCAGGACUUUCAGGGACCAUAAAAAUAUAAAACCUGGGGACAAAGUUCUCCCCAACCUGACGCCAGAGGAACCUUCAGGUCCUUCCUGCUCUGGGGCCGAAGGAAUUCUGGGAGAUUCUGGGACAUCGAUGGAUUCCCGGGUCUGGUGGCUGAUGUUGCUCCCAAUCCUGACAUUCCAACGUGGAUCCCACCUGGCCGCAGGUUGGUGGGUGAGUUCUCCCGGGAUUCCCAUCGUCGGGAUUGUCGGGGAUCAGGUUGUGCUGCCCUGCCAGCUCAGCCAGGACCCCAUUCCUGAGGUUUUCUCCGUCCGCUGGAUAUUCCACAAUGAUUCCCGAAGGAUCCUCGUGGGCAGUUUCGAUGGGAAGAGCCAGGAGGAGGAGGAGGGGGACGGAAGGUUCCAGGGCCGUGUGGAGUUUUUCCCCAGGGAAUUCCGGGCCGGGAAUGUGUCCCUGGGACUGAGGAAUGUCAGGAUCUCCGACCAAGGGUCCUACACGUGCCACGUGUCCUUCCAGGACGUGUCCCAGGAGGUGUCAGUGGAGCUGGAAGUGGCAGCCAUCGGCGACAUUCCCACCAUUGUCCUGAACUCCCGGAAAAGCGACCUCGGCCUCUCCUGCCGAGCCUCGGGCUGGUUCCCAAAUCCCGAAAUUCUUUGGCUGGACGGCCAAGGAAAGAUCCGGAAGGAAUUUUCCAGCCCCAGGACGACGCUGGAGCCGUUGGGACUGUUCCGCAUCGACGCUUCUAUGACCCUCCCGCCCGGAUCCGACCUGGAAGUUUCCUGCAGGAUCGUCAACCCCCGGCUCAAUGUCACCAGGGAAUCCCGGAUCCGCAUUUCAGAUAUUUUCCUCCCCUCCAUCUCCUCCUGGCUGAGCCUUUUCCUGGCACUUUUGGGCCUCAACCUGCUCCUGAUUUCCGCUGUGUUUUGCCUCCUGAGGAGGAGCCACAAGGAAAAUGCCAGUGCAGUGAAAGUGAAGCUGGAAAGGGAAGAAGAAAAAAAGAAGGUGAAGUCGGUGUUGGAUGGAGAGAAAGCCAAGAAGCGAGCAGCCAAGAUCCACUUCAAGAAACGCUUUGGUAGACUGAAAACAGAACUGGAUUUCUGGGAAGCCCGGAGCCACGCAGUUCCCGUGGCCUGGAAUGCCCUGGAGCGGAUCCUGGAGCUCCCAAGCGGGGAGAGCGAAGUGUCUGCGCCCACAUUCCCGGUGCAUGUGGGGAGGGAAGGCUUUAGAAGUGGGAAGUGCUACUGGGAGCUGGAGCUGGGCGAGGAGCAGGACUGGGUGCUGGGAGUGCUGCGGGAAAACGCGGGAUGCGGGGCCGGGCCCAUUCCUGGGUGGAAUUCCUGGGCUCUGCGUAGAUCCCAGGGACAGCUCUUCUCCAGCGGCGGAUCCCGCGGGCUCGGGAAGCUCCGUGGGAAUGGCUCCACCCUCGGUGUCUUCCUGGACCUGGACUGGGAGCGCCUGGAAUUCUACAACGUGGAGACCGCAGAGCUCCUGGAGAGGCUGGAUCUGAGCACUGGGGGGGAUCCGCAGGGAAUGUUCUUCCCGUUUGUGUCCCAGGGAGAAGGGAUCAGGAUCCGCCCGGUGCCAAUCCCGCUCCCGCUGAAGGGACUUUGAGUGGGCGUUGGGGAAAGGGUUGGGGAAGUGGGGAGAAAAUGAUGGAAAAGGGAAUGGGAAGGAACGGGAGGGUUAAAUAAAUAAGUUCACGAUAUCACAACCUUUUUUCAAAUUUAUUAAUUAAUGCUAA